Messenger RNA from Vigna umbellata (rice bean), 393 nucleotides. RefSeq names its product autophagy-related protein 8-like. Lineage: Eukaryota; Viridiplantae; Streptophyta; Magnoliopsida; Fabales; Fabaceae. The record is from RefSeq and is a predicted model, not a curated record.
AUGUAUAUCCCUUUACGUGAGAGGGAGGACGAAUGUCGCCGACACCUCUCAUUUGCAAAGCCCGGUGGUGGCCAUGGGUGGCGACUAGGGGCACCAACGGAGACGUUGACAGAACCUCUGGUGGUGGCUUGUUCCAAGGUGGAAGGCACAACGACAUCCCCCAAGUCGGAGGGAAGACGCCGGCGGCAAGCUCCAUUGGCCCUAGGCAACGCCGGCGACAAGCUCCACAGUGGCGACCACGCGAUGGUGGUGGAGAAGGCUAUUUUUGUUUUCAUCAACGACACACUACCUUCAACUGCUGCUCUGAUGUCCGCUAUUAUGAGGAAAAUAAGGAUAAAGAUGGCUUUCUUUUACAUGACUUACAGGGGAGAGAACACCUUCGGAUCCCAUUAG